AUGGAGACGAUAUUUAAGGUUCUUCUAAUAGCAAUGCCGCUGAUAUGCGAGAGUCGAAUCAUUUCGGCGCCGAGACUAAAAAGGUUGACUUCAGCCGAACCAAUGCCUAGUUACUAUUACACAAAUAUUAAUGGUGUUCCUGGCACGUACUCCUUUGGCUACGAUAGUUUUGACCCGUCAACUGGCAACACUCAGUACCGUACUGAAGAGCGUUACCCCAACGGCACAGUGGUUGGGAGCUACGGGUUUGUGGAUGCAAGAGGUCAACCGCAGAGGUUCAGAUACGUGGCCGAUGUUAAUGGAUACAGAGUAACAAGUGAUCCGGUGUUCACACCUGUCGAGAAACCAAUACAGCAAUUGUAUAUGGAUACAACCGAGCCUUCCGUGACGUGGUCACGACCAAGAAGACCUAACAGAAACCGAGGAAGCUACUUCAACAAACUUCCAAUACAGAAAACCGUGUAUUCUGCGUCAAAUAACGAAAUACUGCCUGCCUUAGAUUACUAA
Amyelois transitella is the source of this 507-nucleotide messenger RNA. RefSeq lists its product as uncharacterized. Lineage: Eukaryota; Metazoa; Arthropoda; Insecta; Lepidoptera; Pyralidae. The record is from RefSeq and is a predicted model, not a curated record. The coding region runs from base 1 to 507 and encodes 168 amino acids. The transcript has 4 exons. Gene Ontology annotation, cellular component: chitin-based extracellular matrix. Gene Ontology annotation, molecular function: structural constituent of chitin-based larval cuticle.